Messenger RNA from Ostrinia furnacalis (Asian corn borer), 1490 nucleotides. RefSeq names its product muscle segmentation homeobox. Gene Ontology annotation, molecular function: DNA-binding transcription factor activity, RNA polymerase II-specific; RNA polymerase II transcription regulatory region sequence-specific DNA binding. The coding region runs from base 68 to 1087 and encodes 339 amino acids. The transcript is spliced from 3 exons. Gene Ontology annotation, biological process: embryonic morphogenesis; regulation of transcription by RNA polymerase II. Gene Ontology annotation, cellular component: nucleus. The record is from RefSeq and is a predicted model, not a curated record. NCBI's taxonomy places the organism in Eukaryota, Metazoa, Arthropoda, Insecta, Lepidoptera, Crambidae.
ACGGUCGCAUGCGUACACGAUCUCAGAUCGCGGCUCGAAGUGAUGUGCUAAUGGGACUGACCGGUCAAUGUUAAAGAAACCAAGUUACGAGGAGAACGAAGUGAAAAAUAUGGCGAUACAGAGCGUGUCGAGAUACCCCAGCAGUCCGGCGGAGGCCACCGAGCCGCCGAAGGCUUCGCGGAUCAGCUUCAGCGUGGCUUCCAUUUUGGCGGAUACGAAGGCUAACCAAGCGGACGAGACGGCGGAGAUGAUCAGACAUCAUAGGACGAUACCGGAGUCUCCGUUACGGCAGAGUCCGUCAGCGCAGCCCGAGCUACCAGGGGAAUCCCCUAGGGCGUCCAGCCAAACGCCGCCCUUGAAUCUAAACGCUUCCGCGACUGUGACUUCAUCUGAUGACGAAUACGAAGAUUCUGUUAACCAGGAAGACUCCAUAGUUGAUGUGGAGGACUUGCAGAAUGGGGGGCAAAGCGAGGAUGAGGAGAGAACGGGAGAUAAGGGGAGAUUGGUCAGGCCGACCCCUUUCAGCGCGCUGGCGGCGGCGGCGGUCGCGUACCACGGGCUGGGGUGGCCGGGACCCCCGUCGGUGGUGCCUUCGUUCGGGCCUCUGUUCCAGUCACAUUUCCCCGUUGGACAUUUAACAGACGCCAACGGCGAGCCGGCCAAGCUAAAGUGCAACUUACGCAAGCACAAGCCCAACCGCAAGCCUCGUACGCCCUUCACCGCGCAGCAGCUGCGAGCGCUUGAAAGCAAGUUCGUGGAGAAGCAGUACCUUAGCAUCGCUGAGAGAGCAGAGUUUUCUUCGUCACUUGGACUGUCGGAAACUCAGGUAAAAAUCUGGUUCCAAAACCGGCGGGCGAAAGCGAAGCGUGUACAAGAGGCGGAGAUCGAGAAACUUAAAAUGGCGCAAUUUUCCCGACACCCCCACCACUUGUACCCCCACCCGGCGCUCCAGCAGUACUUCCACCCCCACCCCUUAAUGGGGGGCGGGCGUCCGCUACCCCCCAUGGCCAUGCCGCCGCAUCUAGCCAUGGUUCAACCACCUGUCUCUAGUUCUCCGUCGCCAAACGCGCCGAGUGCACCGCAGUGAAUUAAAAAACAAAAUGACAUUCUAUUUUCGAUAUUUGAAAUUUUAACACUGUCAACAUGGAAUUAUUAGACUAAUGUAGCCAUUUGUUGAGUAAAAAAUGUAAUUUCGAAGACAAGAAAAUUGUAAGUUAUUCCAUUUUUAAAAUUCAAAAUGUAAUUCAGCAGCCAUCUUUUACAAAAAUUAUAAAAUUAAUUUUUGUCUUUUUUGAUGACGGUAGGACGAACAAAGGAGUAUGAAAUGUACAUUUUGUAAAUAUUAAUUUAAGUAUAGUUUUACGUGCACUAUAAGAUGUUUGUAUUAAUUUAAAGAGAUAUUAUUUAGUUUUAUUUAGAUAGGUAAAGUUUUACCUUUUACCAAAAGUACAGUUAUAUUAAUGUCAGUACAAGAUUUAUUUGGAUUUUUU